Moneuplotes crassus is the source of this 1250-nucleotide messenger RNA. Lineage: Eukaryota; Ciliophora; Spirotrichea; Euplotida; Euplotidae. The record is from the annotation of a GenBank genome assembly.
AAAAAUGAAAGGGAGUGAACUAGCUAGAAAUCAAGUCCAUGAAGAACUUGAUCCAUUCAAAAUGAUCAAUAAUAAAGCUGAACAGUCCAAAGAGGAGGAAGAGCCUCUAAAAGAGGCCAGUAAACAAGACCUCAAGCAAGAGAGCGAAGUCAUUAAGAAGUCAGGCUUUGAAGAAAGUAUGGUAAGGAUGAACCUCCAGCUUAGUAAAGAAGAUGAAUAUAUCGACAGGUCUGUAGUCUCUAGUGCUCCUAGGAAGAUCAAUAGUACAGCUAAAAAUGGAGCGACCAAAGGAGCAAAUGACUCUAAUAAGCUUAAUGGAGAAAAUACAGGUGAUGAGAAGACACUUACGUCAGAAGAAGCUCCAAACACAACCAAAUUAGAUGAAAAUGAUGAUGAGGAGGAGAAAAUAGAAAUUGAAGAUCAAUUUGAAGUUAUUAAGUCAAAAGCUGACACAAAACUAGAUUUAAAAUAAAUUUGAUAGAAAGGAAAUUAAUAUUUUAGACUCAUUGUUUGAGAAUGAUCCUCAAGAAGAAGAAAUAUUUACAAGAGAUGUAAACUUGCUUGACAUGACAAACAACUCAAUUAUGGAAGGCCGACUCAUCCUCACCAGGUACCGUCUUGUCUUCCAGCCUUAUGAACGAAUCAAAGAGCAGGUUCCUCUUCCAAGUAACCCAGCAAGGGCGACUUUCACUGAAAAGUUUGCGAUGAAGAAGUUACCGAAAUACCGAGCUCAGUUCUUCAAUAUACCUAUCCACUUGAUUCUGAGCAUAAAGACUCAGCUAGAUAAAUAAAAAUCCAGCUGUCUGCUAUAUCGACUUGUGCGCCAAAGACUUCAGGACUCUCCGAAUCAUGGCGAGCCCAGUCAAACUAGGAAACGAAAUUGUUGAGAGCAUUUACAGUCAGGCUUUUCCUGGAAUGAUGAUGUCGGGCGCUUUCGCUCUUAAAUACAGCUACCCUCUGCAGAACUACAGCGUACCUGAAGACGAGGCUGAGCAGAGUGCCUACGAAGAAGUUUCUCUGUCUAACAGAGAGCGGUUGAGUCCUUUCAUGAACAAGUUUGAUUUGCCUCAGAACGGCUGGGAUGUCUACCACUCAGGCACUGAAUUCGGAAGACAAGGCGUCACCACUAAAAACGAAGCUUUCAGGAGUAAGUUUUGCUGAAUCAACCCCCAUUACAUCGUGUGUUAACAAUGUAGGAAUCCAGUGAUGGUCAUCGAAGGCUGAGAGAGGCAUUCUCUGUGGAACUUAUC